Molecule: messenger RNA, 785 nt
Organism: Schizophyllum commune H4-8
Lineage: Eukaryota; Fungi; Basidiomycota; Agaricomycetes; Agaricales; Schizophyllaceae
Exons: 3
Coding region: 109-738 (209 amino acids)
Source: RefSeq, a predicted model, not a curated record
ACGAUAUGCCGAGGGGACCCAAAUCCAUCCCUCGGCCAUGUCCACUAGCCGGGCGCCGCUGCGCAUCCCUUCCGCACUCGAGUCGAAGAUUCUGUCGUUCUUGUCCUCAUGACGUGGCGCCUUGACCGCGGUGAGGACGAGGAAGCCGAUGAGGAAGCCCUCUCCCUCGUGGUCCAUCGUUCGACCAUCCUGCGGCACGCGAGCCGCGGUGAGCCCGUGGUCCAUUGGAAGGACUGGGGACCGGAGGGUGCGCGCUGGCUUUGCAUGUCCAAGAUGGCGUAUAGCUAUAUCACGACGACCAGUGGCCAGCGAUACGUUCAGAAACCGUCGAUCAUGCUGAAUGCGCCCGAGCAACCGAUACACAUAUUGGACUUCAACCCGCAUACCGUGCGGCGGGUGGAGGCGCAGCUGCUCGCGCAGGCGGGAGAGGCGGCCGAAGAUGACCGCGCACGGAUAUUCACGAUCGACACGCCAACAGCGACCAUCGGACUGCCCACCAAGCAUGAGCCAGUAUAUUUGCCUGAGGAGGCGUUCAGGGGGGGUCCGCCGGAGGUGCAGUAUAUGGAAAGGCUCUUCGAGGAUGCGAGGGCCCUUGAGCCUGGUUUGCCGUUCGUCAGGACCACCUCAAAACCAUGGUUCGCUAUAGACGCGGUGAUCAUGGAUGACGAGCGCGUCAUUGGAUUGUCGACGGACUGGACGGCCAACACCAUCGGGCUACAAGCACUGUACUUUGGUUGAGUAUCAAGACCACGCGCCUGGAAAAUCAUCCUUUUCGUCGAAUGCUU